Molecule: messenger RNA, 4398 nt
Organism: Bombyx mori (domestic silkworm)
Lineage: Eukaryota; Metazoa; Arthropoda; Insecta; Lepidoptera; Bombycidae
Product: zinc finger protein rotund-like
Exons: 8
Coding region: 634-2391 (585 amino acids)
Biological process (GO): regulation of transcription by RNA polymerase II
Cellular component (GO): chromatin; nucleus; PcG protein complex
Molecular function (GO): DNA-binding transcription factor activity, RNA polymerase II-specific; RNA polymerase II cis-regulatory region sequence-specific DNA binding
Source: RefSeq, a predicted model, not a curated record
AAAGGCAUCGCCGCGGACGGCUCUGGCUCGGUGGAGCGCAGAUAAAAAAAGGAACCGAAAAAAAAAAAUGUUGAGUUUUUCACGAUGUUUUUUGUCUAUGGCUGUGUGAUAAGUGAAUAGUGUCAGUGGGUUGUUUUGACUGGUUUUUUUUUUUUGGAUUCGUUAUCUUGCAAUGGUUUUCGGUUUGAAAAGAUGCAUACGUGGCUACGAAAUUGUUUGACAAUACAUAAUAUAGUUUAACUAAAUCUCCGAGCGCAAUGAAGUUUAUUGUUGAUUUAAAAUCGAAAUAAAAAUAUUGGUGUCCUGCUCUCGUCAAUGUAAAAAUAUCUCGAUCAUGCUUGUUCGGUUAAUGUUUGUAUUUAAAAUACUUUAAAUUUUGGUGUAAUCAAAAGAGAAAAUUAAAAAUAAAAUGACUUAAUAUAAAAAAAUAAUUAAGUAAUAGUUUUUAAAACAAUAUUAUAGUGAAGAACAUUAGAUAAAUGCUCAAAUAAAUGAACAAAAAUCAAUGUGACAGUGAAGAUUUGUAAUUUUCAAUUUCUAAUAAAUACCCAAUGUUCUAUUUCAUGACUUGGUUCUCGUUUGACUACCCAUUUUCCACGUGAACAUUCCAGAAUUAAAUUUGAAAAUGGAUUUAUGAGUGUUCGCGAUACGAACUGCAGCAUGUACACCACGUGGUACAGCCGUGGUGAAAGUGGGAUGCAUCACCACCAAAUGGGGAUGUACCACCACGGACCCCCCAUGAUCAAGACCGAAGCGGGGGUGAACAGUGACUGCAUGAUGGCAGUCGAUUACGCCCCACCGAUCAAGAAGGCGGGUGCAUCAUCAGCGUUUGUUUGGAGCGGAGGGGGGGUGACCGGUGGAGGGGGCCAGGAACAGCAGACCGCGCAGACCGCCGCCGUGCCAACAGGCACGACAGGCGGCGGCGGGGCACAAGGUCUGGUGCACUGGAUGUCUGUGAUGGCAGAGCACAUGGGAGGGGGACACAAUGACCCCUCCCAUUACGCGCUGCCUCCAUGGAAUAACGGCGGAGUCGAUCACUGUCAACAAAAGGAUGGUCUGGAAUACGCCGCGUGGUCUCGACCACGGGGCGCUAUGGCCAUCAAGCAGGGCUAUGAGGCAAAGAUGAAUGCAGGAGAUGGCACGAUCGGCGGUCACCAGAAAGCUGACGACCGUUUGGGCCAUCACCAGUCCAUGAGCCAGAUGCUGUACGGAACGGGCCUUGGACCUGGACGAUCUGGUUCCUCAUCGUCGUCACCAGUAGGCACGAAUACUGGUAGCGGGCUGCUGGUGGUGCCUCAGCCCUUGGGCAAGGGCCCCACCAAGUUGCAGCCACUCCACGGUCACGCCAGGAAAUACCACUGCAAGAUGUGCCCUCAGGUGUUCGGCUCCAAGGCCGACCUUCAGCUCCACACGCAGAUCCAUCUCCGAGAAGCCAAGCCCUACCGGUGUACGCAGUGUCCGAAGGCUUUCGCCAAUUCGUCAUACCUAGCCCAGCAUUCCCGUAUCCAUUUGGGCAUAAAGCCUUACCGCUGUGAAAUUUGCCAGAGGAAGUUCACUCAGCUGUCCCACCUCCAGCAACACAUCAGGACGCACACCGGCGACAAGCCCUACCGUUGCACGCAGAUCGGGUGCACGAAAGCUUUCUCCCAGCUAUCGAAUCUCCAAAGCCACAGUCGUUGCCACCAAACCGACAAGCCCUUCAAAUGCAACUCUUGCUAUAAAUGUUUCACACACGAGAAAGACUUGCUCGAACACAUCCCCAAGCAUAAAGAAUCGAAGCACCUCAAAACGCACAUAUGCCAGUACUGUGGGAAAAGUUAUACGCAAGAGACGUAUCUCAGUAAGCACAUGAAUAAGCACGCGGAGAGGGCUGACAAGCGGCCGCCUAUCUCGGCGUUAGGGCUGAGCGGCUUGAACAGGUCCCUAGCUGCAGCAGCGCCGACGGCCGCGCCUUUCGCAGACCAUCCAUACUGGCCCAAAGUCAGUCCUGAUUCGGCAGCCCACAUGUCCGACGAGGGCGGGUACCAUCAGCAACGUGAAAGCGACGACCACCACGAGCAGCAGAUGCAGCAACAGCGGGCGCUGUUCGCUCAGCACGAGAGCCAGGACGACAGGAUCCAGCCCCCCGUGUCUUCCGCCGCGAACUCCGCGUUCACGCCGAUAAACUCGAUGGCCCCGCAUUUGAAUGGCCUGUCGCACCACAGCGCGUUGCCGACUCGGCCGUAUCUCUACGACCCCCUGCACUUCCAGCAAGGGAAGCAGCAGCCCGGCUCCUUCCCAAACCAGCUCAUUUCCUUACACCAGAUCAGGAAUUACGCGCAUCAGCCCUCGGCGUUGCUGCCCGCAGAACACAUCCUACCGCACGCUCUAUCGCACAAAGAUAAACAGUAACAUUAUCGCCGUUUAGGUACACCACUUUAGUACUUACGAUGGUAUUACUAGUUAUAAAAAAACAAAUUUUAACGAAACAUAAUUUAGAAUCUCUCUGGAUGUAAGUGCGUUUAUAGUGAAUGCACGAAGGGUUUUUAUUCGCCGUCGACGGAUGAAAUUGCAUUUCUAGGGAAUACUUUUUUUUUUUGUUAUUACAAUUUAAUGCUCUAAAUUUUUGGGUAGUUAUUCAAAUUUAUCGGUCACGAAGAUUGGCUAGUUACGUUCACUGAUUACGCUUCAGCGGAGCGGUCGGCUCUCCACGUUCUACUCGUAGACUGAUCAGCAUGACGAACGCAAGCGAUCUUCGAUCUCCGUGAGCCAAUGCUGACGAGUCUGCGAAUACGAACUGCUCAUUCACAACACUGCUCCACGUUAGCGUAAUCACCGAAUCGUUGAUAUUAAAUGGCCUAAAUGCGUCAUAAUAAGCAUAGCAUAAUACGCAUUCCCAGUGAGAUUGAGUUAUAUAAACCGGCCUUCGUCUCGUGUAUUGCAUUUUGUAUUUUAAGUUCUUGCUAAACAGAUCUCUAUGAUUACAUCACAUUUUUCACUCAGUUCCUACUUAGGUCGUAUUUUUUUUAUUAUUAUUUUAGAUAUUCCUUUAAAUUCUCCUUCAAAAUUUAUCUUCGUUCGCGUUGGAUCGAAAAUAGAGCGUUAUUGUUCGUCAAGCAUACUCAUUGUGAUCGUUUAUUGCAUCGUAUUUGUGUUGUGAUAUUUUCGAUUCAAACACGCGAACAUUCUAAAAUGUAACGCUCGUUCUGGUUGAAAAAAUGCUCUUUCAUCGGAUAAAAUUAUUUAACUACAUUAAUAAUGUAUCGUUAAAUCUUAUUGUUCUGUUGAUGGAACAUGUUUUCCCAUUCUAAUUUAAAACAUUGAGUGGCCAAAAUUGUCUUCAUUGUCUUCUCACACGCAGGGCGCAUUUUUGUAUAUAAAAAAACAUGUAAAUAAUUUACAAUUUUUCGAGAAAACCUUGGGAUUUUUAUUGUUUUUUUUUAUUAUUAUUAUUAUUAUUUACGUUUACUUAAUUCUAAAAUGCUUAUGCUCAAUUAUAUUAGCAUUAAGGUGCAUCGGGGUACAGGAAAGACACGGAAAAGUUGUAUUAUAAUAAUUUCAUUGUGUAUGUGUGUGUACUUAAUUGGCCGACAAACAACACUUCGAACGGAGGUUUGUGUUCAGUUUAAGUAGAAAUUAAAUUUACCCUCAGAUAUAAUUGACGUCACACUGAAUGUUGCCCUCAAACAAAAAUUACACUUGGGUACAAAAAGUUCGUUUAGAUAAUCUCAAUGUAUACGAACAAAUUUGAUUUUAUUAUUAUUAUUAUUAAUUAUUUAAAUAAAUAAACGGUUCGUAGUAGAGUUAACGAAAUGAAAUGUGAUAGGAGACGGGAAUAAGGGAAGAAUGCUAUUUUUGGAGGAAAUUGUUCGAUUCUUUGAAAGAUCCUUUUUUUUUGCUGUUUCGUUUUGUUGUUGAAUUUAAAAAUGGUAACUUAGGUUGUGGUACCCGUAAGGCGUCCGGUCUGUCUGUCUGUCACAAUUAUAGCCAAAUAUAAGUUCUUGUAGAUUGAAGGGAAAUUAUUCUGCGACUGUUCCAGUGCACAAUGCGAGGGCGGGACAAGCCCCUGCAAAACAAAAUUCUCGUGUCGAAUGAAAAAAAUAAUUCGACGAACAAAAGUACCAGUUAAUUUUGAUUUUAUUUAAACGAAUUGCGAUUUUCUCUCUCUCUCUCUCUAUUGUAAGUAGAAUUGUGAUAUACUAUUAUUGUGUGUAUUUGUUUUAUUUUUUAUUAAGUUAAUUUGUAAAAUUAUGAAUACGAUUUAAUUUUGUAAGUAGGUACGUUCUUUUCGUUAUACGUUAGUUCUUGCUUCACAGCAUCCUCUGUUUUAAGAUUAUAGACGAAAGUGAACGAAAACAGUUUUUUUUUUUGUUACUUAAAAUCAAUUAAAAAUUAAUUAAAAACUAUGCCAAGAAACUA